Molecule: messenger RNA, 3783 nt
Organism: Carassius gibelio (silver crucian carp)
Lineage: Eukaryota; Metazoa; Chordata; Actinopteri; Cypriniformes; Cyprinidae
Product: bone morphogenetic protein 7-like
Exons: 7
Coding region: 81-1343 (420 amino acids)
Biological process (GO): SMAD protein signal transduction
Cellular component (GO): extracellular region
Molecular function (GO): cytokine activity; growth factor activity
Source: RefSeq, a predicted model, not a curated record
AAACGAAGUAGCAAGACUUCCGGUCAGCUCAGGACCUCUUCUUUAUUAUCAGGACUUAUCAGGUUUAUUAUUUAUUAAAUAUGAUUCCAGUGCAGCUGAUCUCAGCUUUGAUAGUGGCGUGUGGUUGCAGCGCGCUCGCGGACGCAAUGCAAGCAAACUUCAGUCUGGAUAAUGACAUUCAGUCCAGCUUCCUCCAGCGGCGGCUGAAGAGCCAGGAGCGCAGGGAGAUCCAGCGGGAGAUCCUCUCCAUCCUCGGGCUGCCGCACCGGCCCCGUCCGGUCCUGCAGGAGAGGCACACCGCGGCUCCCAUGUUCAUGCUUGAUCUGUAUAAUAACGCCAUCCUGGAGGACUCUUACAAACCUGCGUACACCACCCCGGGACCCCCGAUGGUGACCCAGCAGGACAGUCGCCUUCUCAGUGAUGCCGACAUGGUGAUGAGCUUUGUCAAUCUGGUGGAUCUAGAAGAAGACCUCCGUCUCUAUCAUCAGCACCACAGAGAGUUUCGUUUCGACCUGUCCCGCAUACCGCCGGGAGAAACCGUGACCGCGGCGGAGCUCCGCAUCUACAAGGACUUUGUACACGAGCGCUAUGAAAACGAGACUUUCCGUGUCAGUGUGUUCCAGGUGCUCCAACAGCAGCCCAAAAGGGAGCUGUACCUGCUGGACUCGCGAGUGGUAUGGGCAGCAGAAGAGGGAUGGCUGGUAUUUGACCUCACGGUCACCGCUAACCACUGGGUUAUAAACUCAGGUCAGAACUUGGGACUGCAGCUCUCUCUGGAAACCGCAUACGGUGAACGAAUGAACCCGAGGAGAGCAGGUCUGGUGGGAAGCACUGGACCUCGGAAUAAGCAACCAUUUAUGGUGGCGUUUUUGAAAGCAUCAGGAAUCCAUCUCCGUAGUGUUCGCUCAGCAUCAGGAAACAAACAGAGGGGUCACCAGCGCUCUAAAAACCCCAAACCUGGUGUUGCGCCCAGCCAGGUCUCUUUGAAGACAGCUGAGGCCUUAGAGGGUUCCAGUGUAGACCCCAAACAGGGCUGCAAGAAGCACGAACUCUAUGUCAGCUUUAGAGAUCUGGGAUGGCAGGACUGGAUCAUUGCUCCAGAGGGUUAUGCUGCAUACUACUGUGAGGGGGAAUGUGUGUUCCCCUUGAACUCUUAUAUGAAUGCCACAAACCAUGCUAUUGUACAGACACUGGUCCAUUUCAUAAACCCAGAAACAGUCCCAAAGCCCUGCUGUGCUCCUACUCAGUUACAUGGGAUCUCCGUUUUGUACUUUGAUGACAGUUCCAAUGUAAUACUGAAAAAGUACCGCAACAUGGUCGUCAGAGCCUGCGGAUGCCACUAAUUACUACGCAUGCCCUGGGAAAAAAAAUAAGGGAUGCAAAUACUUUUCAAGAGCCCAAAGAGGAAAGAGACUCAUUACUGGAGCAAAACUGGACUCCUUUGUUGAAGGAGUGUACAUCCAAAGCAUACAUUUUCAUUUAAAACUCAAAACUCCUGGAACUGUAUGAGGUUGGCCACAGCUGAGUCAAUGUGUGGAGUUCUGGCUUUCAUUUCUGCACAGAGAGCCAAGUUUGGAAUAUCAAAGAGGACAUACAGAGAGAACGAACUGGCCUUUGGGAUUUAACCAGAUUGAUCAGGAAACAUUGCUUUAUGGAGACUUCUUUACAAAACACACUUGUAUCAUGGCAUGCAUUCACUAAAGUAAUUCCUGGAAAAUUCCUGCCAUGACUUAUCUUGAACUUAACAGAAAGUGUGAGACCACUAGUUUCUAUUGUGAAUUUCCUUAUUUAAUUUAAUUUUUUUUAUCUGUUAACAACUAAGCAUAACAAUGUGAGUUAAAAUGAAUGGUAAUGGGAUUUUUUUUUUUUUUUUUUUUUUUUUUUUAGCAUCUUUUGUGCUUCAAUGGAAGAAUUCAGAAUCUUAAAUAUCUCUUUUCUUCAUUCUGGUUAUUCAAAAUUCUGGUUAUUUCCAGGUUUAAAUUAGACGAUGAAUCACAUAAUUUCCAUGUGGUUGCAGACUGUAGACCCACUGUAUUUUGCACGAGAUGUGAGAUAGAAAUGCAAAUGAGGGGUGUCCGUUACAGUGAGACAAAGCAUUAGUUUUAAUGUCAUUCUUUCAGGACACUCAACAAACCAUUACACAGAUGUUCAGCACUCGAUUAAACAGUACUGCGGAAAUAUGCAACUCAGUUUUGCCUUGGAAUCACUUUGGUUUCGUCACAUACAUGAAAGAACACGUGUUUUCUCUCAGCAGUUCUCAGUUAUUCAGUUCAUAAAAAGCCAUGUGCCUUUAUCUGACCUAUGAAGGGUUUCAGAAGAGUCAAAAUCAGUGUUUACAGCGCAACUGGUAAUUUAUUUUCUGUGACUUUACUCUCUUUUGGUGUCAUUUAAUAAUAGCUGUGUUAUUACCAUGGCAUCUUGUUUUAGCUAAUCAAAGGAGGGUUUAGUGCUAUGCUAAGCUAAUAGGCUAAGCUGUUAUCUUGCUAACUAAAGGUCACUGAAAAAAAAAAAAAAAACAAAGAAAAGGAAUGCUUAAAUUUGACCAUUAAUCAACAAGUGUCAUAAAAAUACAUGAACAAUUAUUUUUAUAAUUAAAACUAAAUAUAGCAAGGAUUUAAGUACUUUUAAUCAGACAACUAAUAAGAGUAAACAUAAACAAUUGGAUGGAAUCCACUAGUCAGCCUAUAAAUUUCAGAUCUUGCACAAGACCAAAUUAUCCUAAAAGCGGGAACAUGUUGAAACACAAAAACACACCCUAUGGCAACAUAUUGAUUAAUUAUGUGUUCAAAUGUUCACACAGAGGAUUUAUGUACAAAUAUGCGUGUACACACACCAUUAGUGAAUGAACCCUUUGUUGUGAGGAGUGUGAAUGUGUGUGGGUCAUCUCAAGGGUCAGUGAUGCAGUAUGUGUCCACCUGCAGUAUCAGAGUCAUCAUUUAGCCCGUCCUCGCCUGUGAAGAGCGGCCAGGCCAGCAGGUGGGCGGUAUCAGGAGAGAGCAUUUGGUUAUGAUCUGAACAUUAGGAAUAAAUCUAAAUGAUAAAAUGAAAUGAAUAAAACUGUCUAAAGAGGAGCAGGUGCGUUCGAUUUUGGCAGACGGAAAUGUGACUCGUGCAGCUGCUCCCAAUAACAUCGAUACAAUACAACAUUGUAGCUGUGCGUUAAAGAGUCGCUGGUGGAAAAGAUGGCCUUCAAAACCAGAUGGUUGGAGAACUGAAAAACGUUAACAGUUUGUUUCUCUAUGUCAUGAAGAAUUUGUAUUUAUUUUUUUAAUUGUAAAAACUGUAAAACCAAAAAUCUCAAAGUGACCCUUUCUCAUUAAAAAAACAAUGCUAAUGCUAAUAUUCUAUCAAAUUAUGUUUUGCAUUGUUUUAUUGGAGGGUUUCUACUUGGACCUGAUCAUUUUAAUGAUUAACUCGCUAGGUAUUAAUUAUUACAUAGAUACCUUGUGCAGAAAUUGGAUAUAAAACAGAAUGCAUUAUGCUAAUAUUUUAAACAGUAGCAUGCUAUGCUAUUGUUACAUGCCUUCAUUAUAUUGCAUGUUUGUUUCAGCAAGUGGGCCCUGCUUAUCUCAUGAAGUUGUAUACAUCUGGGAGGUCUUGUUGCAACAAAGCAGCUGUCAUUAUUGGUGAAUGGGAAUGAUGACAGCUUUAUUCAUCAGAUCUAUGGGUUGCAUACUAUUCUAUAUAUGCUAUAAUGCAGAAAAUAAAAGUAGCUUGGGAACAUAUAUUCUAAACUUAGCCUAUGAUUUGCUAGUUGGAAGCAGGUGGUAUUUGUAUAACAAC